Polyodon spathula (Mississippi paddlefish) is the source of this 1419-nucleotide messenger RNA. RefSeq names its product ciliary neurotrophic factor receptor subunit alpha-like. The record is from RefSeq and is a predicted model, not a curated record. Bases 106 to 1299 code for a protein of 397 amino acids. The transcript is spliced from 10 exons. Lineage: Eukaryota; Metazoa; Chordata; Actinopteri; Acipenseriformes; Polyodontidae. Gene Ontology annotation, cellular component: signaling receptor complex; membrane; external side of plasma membrane. Gene Ontology annotation, molecular function: cytokine receptor activity; cytokine binding. Gene Ontology annotation, biological process: cytokine-mediated signaling pathway.
AGCAAGCUGGUGGUUAAAACACAGCAAUAAGGCUGAGCACACUGACAACUUUUUGUAUUGGAGCUCAGAGCCACAGAGACAGAAGGACAAGCCAAAGCAUUUUAAAUGGCAAAUAUUGUCACAUCAGCUUGCUGUGUGGUGUUAGCUGCAGUGGUUGUAGUCUAUGCUCAGAGGCGCAGCCAGCAGGGAGGCAGGAUCCAGUAUGAGAUGAUCGGCAGUGAUGUGACCAUGAUGUGUGCUACGCUGGAGAGCGACGCCUCAGUCACAUGGAAGGUGAACGGCACAGAUGUGAAGGCUGACAAAGUAGAGGGUCCCAGACUUAUCCUGAAAGAGGUAUCCUUGGCUAGUAAUGCUCUCUACAGCUGCUUUGAGAAUCCUGCUGGAGACCUCAAGGAUCAAAUAACACUCCGAGUUGGAGAGCCUCCAAAGGAACCUGUUGUGACAUGUCGAUCAAACACAUACCCAAAGGGUUUCUACUGCACCUGGCAUCUGCCUCGCCCAUCGUACAUCCCCACCGAGUUUGAAGUCUCGGUAAAACAUGGAAACAAGAAACUUGAAGUCCAGAAAGAUACAGUCCAUAAGAACCGGUGCCACGUGAAAUACCCUGAGCUAUUCUCCACCAACAAGUACAAAGUGAAUGUCAUAGCGAUCAAUGCACUGGGGAACUCCUCUACAUACAUAUCAUUUGAUGAGUUCUCCAUAGUGAAACCAGACCCUCCAGAAAAGCUUGUAGCCAACCCAGUUCCUAACAAUGUUCGGAGACUGGAAGUUACAUGGAACAAUCCCUCAACAUGGCCGGACGUUGAAAAUUUCCCCCUCAAGUACUUCCUGAGGUACAGGCCUCUAAUUCUCGACCAGUGGCAGCAUGUGGAGCUGUCAGACAGCACCUCACACACCAUCACUGAUGCAUAUGCAGGGAAGGAGUACAUUAUUCAGGUCGCCGCCAAAGACACUGAGAUAGGGACCUGGAGUGACUGGAGUGUCGCCAUCCAUGCGACUCCCUGGAUGGAGGUGCCAAGGCAACAGAUAACAACUACUACAGAAGCCGGAAUCGCUGGAGAAACAUCCUAUGACGGUGUGCUCUUUCAACCUGAGAGAUGGCAUCAGGUUUCUUCCUUAAAUACUGAGCUUCCUCACUGGAAGGAUAUUUUGAAGACACACAGAAAGGGCAGAGAAACCAGUCCAUCCCCAGCUCCACCAUCAGCGAAGCCUCAGCUGAGCGCCGCGAUGGGAAGCAGCUCUGUAUUGACUUGGUCAGCGAACCUCUUCAUAACUUCUGUCCUUGUCUUGUUUAUCUGAUUUCUGUGUUGCAUUCCUGUGAAAUAAAUUGAGAAAGUCUUCUAUUUCUAUUUUGCACAUGUUUAAAUGGAUAUCGUGCAUUAAUACUUUAUUCAGUUUCUUCAAAAUGGACUCCAAAAA